Molecule: messenger RNA, 6946 nt
Organism: Fundulus heteroclitus (mummichog)
Lineage: Eukaryota; Metazoa; Chordata; Actinopteri; Cyprinodontiformes; Fundulidae
Gene: rims2a
Product: regulating synaptic membrane exocytosis 2a
Biological process (GO): calcium ion-regulated exocytosis of neurotransmitter; positive regulation of synaptic transmission; regulation of membrane potential
Cellular component (GO): presynaptic membrane; cytoskeleton of presynaptic active zone
Molecular function (GO): small GTPase binding; transmembrane transporter binding
Source: RefSeq, a predicted model, not a curated record
GCUCUCUAGCCCUCAAACCUCCCUCUCCCCCUCGCUGUCAUUGCAUCCAUUUUUGUGCAUUUAAGAAAUCUCCAAGAAUUACCAAACUGGAGGAAAGCGAGCUAAACCGAGUGACAGUGGGGGGUUCAGCGCUCCAGAAGGGAAGCAAACGAGGACGCGCCGGGCAUCUCUUAUUCCAACAUGCGAGUGGAAGCCCUCUAAAGGAUGGAAGCGAUGGGUUAGACGGGAUUUACCAUGUCUGCUGAAUAAAAGCCACCGUUUGUAAAAGAUGUCUGCUCCACACGGACCCCGGGGCGGCCCUGGCCCUGCUGCCACCGCUGCUGCUGCUCCCUCAGCGGCCGGCGCCAUGCCGGAGAUGCCGGACCUCAGCCACCUCACCGAGGAGGAGAGGAAGAUCAUCCUCGGCGUCAUGGAACGACAGAAGAAGGAGGACGCUAAGGAACAGUCUAUGUUAAAGAUCAAAGAAGAACCAAAACCUCAGCAAGCACAGUGGUUUCCCUUUAGUGGGAUCACUGACCUGGUAAAUAAUGUUCUUCAGCCCCAGCAAAAGUCCCAAAAUGACAAGAAGCCUGAACCAGAAGCGAAGUUACACCAGCAGUUUGAGUCGUAUAAGGACCAGGUUAAGAAGAUGGGGGAGGAGACUAAGCCGGCUCAGGACCAAAAGAGCGAAGCCCCAACCUGUGGAAUAUGCCACAAAACGAAAUUUGCUGAUGGCUGUGGUCACAUCUGUUCAUAUUGCCAAACGAAAUUCUGUGCUAGGUGCGGAGGACGAGUGUCUCUGCGGUCAAACAAGGAAGACAAAGUGGUUAUGUGGGUAUGCAACUUGUGCCGAAAACAACAAGAAAUCCUCACUAAAUCAGGAGUGUGGUUCUACGACUCGGAACCCGGUCAGGUGCGUGGAGUGUUUGAGGGUGGGCCACAGGGAAAAAAGGCCAAACUACACGACCCAUCCCUGUAUGCCCACCAGGGAGCCUCAGGGGACUUGACACCAGCGUCAGACAGAAGCAGACCUCACGGCGGGCUCCUGCCCAGACAGGCAUCCCUUGACAAUGGAACAGGGCUGAGGUACUCGGGGCCAAGUGAUGCACCCAUAGACAGGGGAGAGUCAAAGGGGAAAAAGAAAAACUAUUGAGCAGGCAUUUAUAUCCGAGCCGACACACACCUUAUCUGAGAGGCAAAAGAAAAUGGUGCGCUUUGGGGGACACUCAUUUGAAGAGGACUUGGCAUGGUGUGAACCACAGGUUAAAGACUCGGGAGUUGAUACGUGCAGUAGCACUACCCUAAACGAGGAGCAUAGCCAUAGUGAGAAGCACCCGGUGACAUGGCAGCCAUCCAAAGACGGAGAUCGCCUUAUUGGCCGCAUUUUGCUCAACAAGCGUAUGAAAGAUGGAAGUGUACCUCGGGACUCGGGAGCUCUACUUGGUCUAAAAGUAGUUGGAGGCAAGAUGACAGAAUCUGGCAGACUUUGCGCUUUUAUCACUAAAGUGAGGAAAGGAAGUCUAGCAGACACAGUUGGACACCUCAGACCAGGUGACCAGGUUCUGGAAUGGAAUGGACGGAUUUUACAAGGAGCCACAUUCAAAGAAGUUUACAAUAUCAUAUUAGAGUCCAAGCCUGAGCCUCAGGUGGAGCUGGUGGUCUCUCGGCCUAUAGGAGAUAUUCCAAGAAUACCCGACAGCACACAUGCACAACUGGAAUCAAGUUCAAGCUCUUUUGAGUCUCAAAAGAUGGAUCGCCCCUCAAUCUCUGUCACAUCCCCUAUGAGUCCCAGUAUGCUGCGGGAUGCCCCCCAGUACCUGUCAGGACAGCUCUCAAGCCAAAGCCUUAGUAGAAGAACAACGCCUUUUGCCCCUAGGGUCCAGGUCAAACUCUGGUACGACAAAGUGGGUCAUCAGCUAAUUGUUACCAUUCUGGGUGCCAAAGACUUGCCACCCAGGGAAGAUGGCCGGCCCAGGAACCCUUAUGUCAAAAUCUACUUCCUGCCUGAUAGAAGUGAUAAAAGCAAGAGGAGAACAAAAACAGUAAAGAAAUCCUUAGAGCCCAAAUGGAAUCAGACCUUUAUGUACUCGCCGGUCCAUCGACGGGAGUUCCGGGAGCGCAUGCUGGAGAUCACAUUGUGGGACCAAGCCAGGGUCAGGGAGGAGGAGAGUGAAUUCUUGGGAGAGAUUCUGAUCGAGUUGGAGACGGCUCUCUUAGAUGACGAACCUCACUGGUACAAGUUGCAAACACACGACGUGUCAUCGAUGCCACUUCCACGUGCCUCCCCCAAUGCACAACGCAGGCAGCUCCAUGGAGAGAGUCCACGGCGGCUGCAGAACAAAGGCUCAUAUUCAUAUAACUCAGGAUCCCAGAGGAUAAGUGACAGCGAGAUAUCAGACUAUGAUUGUGAAGAUGGAGUGGGGGUUAUAACAGAUUAUCGGCCAAACGGGAGAGACUUCCGGAGCUCCACCCUGUCUGUCCCCGAGCAGAUUAUGUCAUCUAACCACUGCUCUCGGUCGGCUGACAUAAACCGGGCCCGGUCGCGCUCUCCAAGCGUUCCACCGUCCUCCAGCCGCAACCAUCGCGUGUACCCAAUCUGCAGAGAGGAAGCAGUCAGGUUGCUGCGUUCCACUCGGAUGACCCGUGCCUAUUCAGAGGGUGCCUACUCCUCCGACUUUGACUAUGAGAGGAACCACGGAGCCAUGGAUAGACACGAGUUUCACAGCAGGUCCCGCUCUGCAGACCAGCGGCCCACUAUAGAACGCCUCUCGUCCCGCUCGCGCUCUUCUGAACGCCCUCACGACUCUUCACUCAUGAGAUCGAUGCCGUCUCUGCCAUCUGGGAGGUCCGCACCCCCUUCCCCUGCCAUGACGAGGGCACAUCCUCGCAGUGGAUCUGUCCAGACCAGUCCCACCAGUACUCCCAUGUCCAGCAGACGAGGGCGGCAACUCCCACAGCUUCCACCCACGGGAACAGAUAGAAAGGGACCCGGAAAGGAGGGAACAGGAACAGAGUGCAGGACACCUGAAACCCUUACUGUUCAUACAGGUAUGGACAUGGAGGAGAAGACCAGACAGAUGAAAUUAAAGUUGAACAAGUACAAGCAGGGAGCCAGCUCUGACUCCAGACUCGAGCAAGACUACCACAAGCGCUCGGGCAGAGACCCACGGGGCUCUGACAACUUGUCAGCCAAGUCAUCGGACAGUGAUGUAAGCGACGUGUCCGCUGUAUCGAGAACCAGCAGUGCCUCUCGGUUCAGCAGCACGAGCUACAUGUCUGUCCAAUCAGAAAGACCGCAAGGAAACCGCAAGAUCCGCCAGUUGCAAUCAAGAAGGCAUUCGUGGGAGGUAGAUGAGCAGUUAGGAGAGGUGCAGGAGGAAGAUGAGGCUGGAGACAGGGGGAGAGAGACUAGCAAAGAGGAGAGGGCAAAGCACGAGAGCAAAGAGUCAGGCAGUAAGAUAGAGAGAGGCCAGGAGCAUCAGGAAGAUUUGAUGGAUAAAGAAGAGGACUUGCACCAAAGGAGUGCCUCAGACACUAACCUCAGGCAGAUGGGCACAUCCGGUGAAGUGAACAUGACCAAGAGCACAAGCGUCAGCGGUGACAUGUGCAACCUGGAGAAGACGGACGGCAGUCAGUCGGACACAGCGGUCGGCACGGUAGGCACUGACGAGAAGAAGAGGCGCUCCAGUAUUGGUGCCAAAAUGCAGGCCAUGGUUGGCAUGUCGCGCAAGAGCCGGAGCACCUCUCAACUCAGCCAAACAGAAGCAGGAGGUAAGAAGCUGCGGAGCACCGUUCAGAGGAGUACGGAGACGGGCCUGGCGGUGGAGAUGAGGAGCAGGAUGACUCGACAGGCCAGUCGGGAGUCCACGGACGGCAGCAUGAACAGCUACAGCUCGGAGGGAAACCUCAUCUUCCCCGGUGUGAGGCUCUCCUCAGAUGCUCAGUUCAGUGACUUCCUGGACGGUCUCGGCCCCGCCCAACUGGUUGGCCGUCAGACUUUGGCUACUCCACCUAUGGGGGACAUCCAAAUAGGCAUGGUGGAGAAAAAAGGAGCCCUGGAGGUGGAGGUCAUCAGAGCCCGGGGCCUUGUGGGUAAACCAGGAUCCAAGGCACUGCCAGCACCAUAUGUAAAGGUCUACCUUCUGGAGAACGGAGCCUGCAUAGCCAAAAAGAAAACUAAAGUAGCAAGAAAAACACUGGAUCCUCUCUACCAGCAGCAACUGCCGUUUGAGGAGAGUCCAGGAGGGAAAGUUUUACAGGUCAUUGUCUGGGGUGACUACGGCCGCAUGGACCAUAAAUCCUUCAUGGGAGCAGUCCAGAUCCUGUUAGACGACCUGGACCUGUCCAACAUGGUGAUCGGCUGGUACAAGCUCUUCCCUCCUUCCUCAUUAGUGGACCCUACUCUGGCCCCACUGACAAGAAGAGCUUCCCAAUCCUCGCUGGACAGUUUCUCUCGAUCAUAGCAGCGCGCGGAUUACUAGCAUUGUUGUAGCAGCCAGUGUUGCGACGACAGGUCACGAGCCCCCGGUUACACUGCAUGCUUGAUGUUGUGUCUUCUGAGCCUGUUUCUAGGGGCGCAAACGUGAUCCUGUGUUUUAAGCAAAAACGUUGCGCACAUUGUGCACGUGGCAAAGUGUGUUGCAAGCACCCAGCGGCAGGGACUGCCAGGUGUCGUUGUCAUUCGGAAGGAAGCCGGGACGAACUCCUUAGCACGAGGAACUUACCAGUUCCGGGUUUUCUUCCAAUUCGAAGCCAUGGGGGUCAACAGUGGGAACCAAUGAAUGAGUUCCACAAAAGCCCCUUUAGAAUGAAAAAAAAAAAAUCAAUGUGUUGUUUUGAUUUAUUUUUAUUUGAUUUAUUUAUCUUUUUUGCUUUUGUCGUUUCCUUUCUUUCUUUAUUCUUCUUUUUUUCUUUUUUUUUUUUGUUUCUUUAAAUGUCUGUGUACUUUUAUCUGAAUGGGGUGAAGGUGUUUCUACCCAGAUGCUUGGUCACGCCAUGCCAACAAACCUAGCUACACAAUGCAGUUGUGGAGACCAACACUUUCAAAGGGAGCGGGCUUGACCUCCUCCUACAUGCAAGGGAAACGCGUCGCAUCCUCUGGGUUCAUGCGCUGAUCCAUCUUCGCUGGUAAAUCACCAGUUAAUCAGGGGCAAUACUGCAGUGGCCGCCACCGACACUCCAGAGUCUACAGUAGCAAUCCCAACCCCAUAAAAAAAAGUACAAUUUUUUUUUUUCAUUUUCUUACUUUGCUGAUAUAUUGUAUGAAAAUCCAAUUAUGAAAUUAUUUUCCCUUUUUUAGUCAAUUUGCAUGGGCACAAACUUAGCUGAAUUAAAAAAAAAAACAUAUAUUUAUUUUUUGAGGCUGUGACUUGCAAAAAAAAAAAACAAGACAAAGAAAAAGAAAUAAAACAGAUCAGCCAUUUUCAACAAUUUCUAUUAUUUUUAAAGAAAAGUUUCACUAGUGCAUGGUUUUCAAGGGGAGUGAAUGCAACAUUGUGACAAAAAUAAAGAAGACAUCCUUUAUCAUUCUUUAGACCAUUCAUGAGUCUGUGUUUUACAAACAUUCAGAUAAGGGAACUUAAAAUAAGAAAAAAAAAAGUUUGGAGUCAUUUAAGAAAAAAGUGACAAUGGAGAUAAAUGUUAGCUAUUUAUUUCAUUGUAAAAGACUCCAGCCUUAUAAGGAUAAACGUUAUGUGCAAAUUGUACAUUUCUCUUUUUCUUCCUUGUCCCAGGGUACUUCUCUUUGUAGGAAUCACUGCUACCAUCAGUUAGUCCCCUGAUAUUGUCCAAAUUUGAGGACUCUCAGUUACUUUACAGUUCUGCAUUGUUUUAAUGCGUAUUUUGUUUUGAAUUGAAUUUGAUUUUACAAGCAUGUUGAAAAGGAUUUUCUGCAACAUGUCUUGGGCACACCUUACAGUAACUCAGCAUGUUUUGAUAAAGAUGAUAUUUGGACUUUUUGCAGACUCUUGUACAGUGCAUGUGAACUUUAUUACGUUUCUCCCUCGCGAUUAAUUGAGCGGCAAAUUAGUUGUUGGUCUUCUAACGGCCAGUUAUUGAGGAUUAAAAAAAAGAAAUAAAUAAAAAAAAGAAAGUAAAUAAAUACAUUCCACCCCCAAAGUCAUAUUUUCUUUCCGAUUUUUUGAGGGAAAUAGAGUAAGAGAAAAGAGUUUUAUAUUUUAUCAAAGCAGGCAAAAAUAAAUGUGAUUUCAAAAAAGUCUAUUUAUGUUGACGCCGUUGACAAACAAACAUGCAAAAACGAUCCUCUCUGGUGCGCCGAGACAUCUGCGCGUAACGGAGGGGCAGCGACCAUGCAAGAGCUGUGGGGAGCUGGGGUUCAGUUUUACAAGCACUCUUAGCAAAGACGAGCAAAAGACCAGUUUAAACGACGAUAAGGGAUAUUGCCACAGAAAACCUUUUUUUUUUCUUCUUCUUCUUCUUCUUCUUUUUUUGAAUGAAAAGGAAAUUAAUUUACUAUAUUUUUGUUAGUUUUACUUUAAAGCCAAGACCAGUUUGUUUUUUUUUAUUUUCUAUUUUUAGUAAUUACAAACACUUCCCAUGUUUGGGAGGUUUAUGAGUCUUACAGUUGCAGUAUGUCUGAAUGAAAUGGAACCGAGGCAUUGUUCCUUUUUCCAUGCGAGAAAAAUGCAUUUUACAUCAGAAAUCAACCUCCUCCCUGUAAAAGAAUACAGUAUAUAUUUUCAACUUAAUGCUCACUGUACAUACCUUUAGAUGUCAGAAUUUGAAUAAAGCAUAAACAGAUACAUAUAUUCUCUAUUGGAGCGGGGAAAAAUGCCUCAGGAUGACAAAGACAUAUGUUAUUUAUCCUUUUUUGAAUGCCUUUUGAUUUUUCUCUUUUUGGUGCAAUGUGUUAAUGCCAAGGCUAUGUCUUGGUGAAGUAUGGUUGAGUACAGAGAUUUAUGUAAGUUAUUUUUCAAAUUAAAAAUAAAAGAAAUUGAUAUUACAUUGA